Molecule: messenger RNA, 1301 nt
Organism: Mauremys mutica (yellowpond turtle)
Lineage: Eukaryota; Metazoa; Chordata; Testudines; Geoemydidae
Product: C3a anaphylatoxin chemotactic receptor-like
Exons: 2
Coding region: 45-1244 (399 amino acids)
Biological process (GO): phospholipase C-activating G protein-coupled receptor signaling pathway; complement receptor mediated signaling pathway; positive regulation of cytosolic calcium ion concentration
Cellular component (GO): plasma membrane
Molecular function (GO): G protein-coupled receptor activity; complement component C5a receptor activity; complement component C3a receptor activity
Source: RefSeq, a predicted model, not a curated record
UCCUCACUGGUGCCUUGAGGAGGGACUGGAGGCCGGGGUACCAGAUGUAUCUAAAGACUAUGUCUCUGCUCCCGCGGAGUAACAGCACAUACAUGCCAAGUGAUGGUGCCACACUACAGUAUGCACCAGAAAUCAUUGGUUCCUUAAUUAUCUUCAUUCUCACCUUUAUCCUGGGCCUCCUGGGCAAUGGCUUGGUGAUCUGGGUGGCUGGCCUGAAAAUGAAGCGGACCGUGAACACUGUGUGGUUCCUGCACCUUGCCAUCGCCGACUUCCUGUGCUGCAUGUCUCUGCCAUUCUCCAUCAUUCACCUGAUCCUCCAUGAGUACUGGCCAUAUGGCCACUUCCUCUGCAAGGUUAUCCCAUCAGCCAUCAUCCUCAACAUGUUUGCCAGCGUCUUCCUCCUCACUGCCAUCAGCAUUGACCGGUGCCUGAUGGUGAUGAAGCCAGUUUGGUGUCAAAACCACCGUAACGUGAGGCUUGCAACAGUAAUGUGCAGUUGUAUCUGGCUCUUGGCCUUCAUUAUGUGUUGUCCUGCAUUCCUCUACCGUGAGACCAUCAAAGCUGAAUCUGGCAAAACUGUGUGCUGUUAUCAGUUUGGAGAUAAUAGGGAUUAUGGGGAUUAUAUGCAUAAUGGGAAUGAUUCAGCCAUGAGCUCUGGCAUAUCCCAAGAUGAAUAUUCUGGUGGUUUGUCCAGCACUGAUAAUCCUGGCACCUUUUACAAUGAUACUAUCUUAUUCGGAAACUUGAAUGAUUACUUCAACAUCAGUCGGCCAACCACCCUACUGACCAUCAGUAUUACCAGGAUUGUCUUUGGCUUCCUCCUUCCCUUUAGCAUAAUGGCAGUUUGCUACAUCCUUAUAGUCAUCAAGAUGCGUAGAGCCCAAUUUACCAAACCCCGUGGUAAGACCCUGCGAGUGAUCCUGGUUGUAGUGGUUGCCUUCUUUGUCUGUUGGGCUCCAUUCCAUGCAGUUGGGGCACUGUCUCUCCUAGCUAUGCCAGGCACUGGAUUUAGGGAGGCAGUGACACUGUGGGACCACCUCUCUACAGCACUGGCCUAUGCAAACAACUGCAUCAACCCUUUGCUCUAUGUAUUUGUGGGGCGGGACUUCAGGCAGAAGGCACGCCAAUCAGUGCAGGGCAUCUUGGAGGGCGUCUUCAGCGAGGAAAUUACACGCUCCACUUCCUACUCACGGGACAGGACCAAGACUGCAGCAGACAGAGAUAUCAGCAGCAACACCCUCUAAAAUGGGACUUCCAGACAGCACUGCCAGAGCAAGGAGGGAAGUUUGCACCUUCCAUGG